CUCUUCUUCUUCUCCUUGUAAACAAAUUUUUGUGUUGAGGCCGCUGGUUGAAAAAUAUUAACAAAUGCGUUUUCAAAGCUGAACCACACUAAGAUGGACAACAAAAAGGACAUCUACAACCUGUGGGUGCAAUACACAACCAAGAAUGAUGAGACAUACUUUCGUGAAUUUGUGGCACGCUUUGUGGACAUUUGGCGCAGUCAGCUGCAAUUGGACUUUCAGUCCGACAACUGUCCGCUGUGGCAUGAAGUGCAGCCAGAUAAUGGACCACAUCUUGGUCGGCUGCCCGAUGAACUGCUGCCCGCCAUUGGGAAGUUCAUAAUUGUCGCUAGGGAUAAGUGCGAUACGGAUAAUCUGGAUGAGCAGGGCAUCGAACAGGUGGCCAUAUUGAUUGACUGUUUGGUUAUUGUAUGCCGGCAUUUUGACAAUAUAUUGGCCAUCAUUAAGUACGAGUACAAGCCCAAUCUAAUCGCCAUACUUACAAAAGUAUUUGCCCAGCAAAUGGAGCAGCCGCGUUCCUCGCUGGCGAUGAGUCAUUUGUUCCGCAGCUUUUCAUCAUUUCUGGAGGUCAUGUACGAUCCUUAUCUAACUUGGCGCAGUUUUCUGCGCAACAAAUUGGCAGAUUAUAGUCGAUUGCCCUACAAGCCGCAUGCCGUGCAUGUAGAAAUUGUGCCCUUUAUCUAUGAUUGCUUUCAGAACGAAUCGCUGUUAAAGUUUGCCGACAUUGGAGAGAGCCUGCUGCAUGUGCUGGGCGCCAUUAUCAGCGGCUCUCAGAAAACUCUAAACUCGAAUUCAACAUCUAGAAAUACUACUAACGCUCUAAUUACUACAAACGCCCUUCGAUCCGGUGAUGGGCUGCUUCUAAACUGUGAUAAUAAUUUGCGCAAUGGCAUGCGAGCAAUAUGCCCAGCAACUGUAUCCAUUAUCAUGCGCAUUCUGCAGCAGUGGGAGAGCGCGAGCAGCCUGCGCCAUGUGGCCCUCAAUUGCUAUGCUUUGAUGGUCAUUGUACUACAAAAAUCUAGUCCAGAAGAACGCCAAAUAGAUCUAGUUACACUAAUCCAACUCUAUUGUGAUGCACUGCAGCAGCUGUUGGCGACAACGCACUUUGACAGCGGCGCCGCUAGCUUUGAUAUAACCAGCGACACGGACAGCGACGUGGCUAUUGAUAUGACUGCCCUCUCAGCCAGUGUGGCCGCUGUGCAGCUCUUCUUAAAUAGUAACGCACAUGGCGGCGAUGUCUGCGAGGCCAUUGGCGAGACAAAUCUGCUAGAGCUACUCAUUGGCUUGCCCCAAAGCAUACGGCCUUGGCACAUAUCCCACAUAGCCGCUCUGAGCAGCACUAUGGAAGCCUUGGCUGCCUUGACACAGAGUUCGCCACGUUGUGCAGAGCAGCUGCGUCUAGCUGAACGCAUUGAACGUCUCUUCGACAGCAUGCGUGAAUUUGAAGCACCUUCAAUUGCGCUCUUGGAUGCUUGCUUCAGCUUGGGCUACAGUGCGGAACAGCGUGUGUUGGUGUUGCCGGAGGUCAUGCUGCAGCUGUUGAAAUGGCUGCCUGAUCUGCAGGAGCAGGAGCAGCUGCAUGUCAGCGUGCUACUGCUCAAGGGCUGCACGGAUAACUAUGGCACUAAAACUGUUGCUUGUGGCAGUCGCGUGGUUAAAGCUGUUUGCGUUUGUUUGCUGCGCAGCGAGCUGCUGGCCGAGAACUGUGCCCAGAAUCUAAUCAAGCUGAUCGAGGAGCUAAGCAAGCUGAGCAUCGUACCCGUGGAACUCAAGUGCAUAUUUGCAUUGCUGCGACAAGGCACAAACUUUGCACAGUGCAAGCAGCUGCAACAGACCAUUGUUAUGAUUGCGCUGCAAAGCCUGCGGGGCAACAACUGCUGUUCACAAUAUUUUGCCAUUGAGCAACCAACGGAUGGAAUUUUAGUGCCCGACAUUAAGAACUGGACACUGUCUGGAUCGUAUGGCUUCAUAUUUCACCUGCUCGUGCGCUUCAAUACGCUCGAUCAACCAGAGUCGAAUACGCGUCGCAUGCUGCUCACCUUGCACACGGCCAGCGGCAGUGGCUUUGAGGUCUUUGUGCAGCCCAAUGGCAAUGUGGUGGUAGCUGCUUUAACGCGUCGCGAAUACCUAACCACAGCAACCGCCACGAAAACGUUGCUGGAUGGACAGUGGCAUUAUCUCACAGUGGCCAUAACGCCGCCAAAGCGUCCUUUCUCCUACAGCCAGAUUAACAUCUACGUGGACUUUGUGCAGAAGUUGAGCGCUACGCUUAAAGUGCAGGCUGUGAAUGAACCCUUUACCAUGUGUGGGGUGGGCGCUGUGCUGGGUCCACCACCCAAGCAAAAUGAAGUGGGCAAAGGAGGAUCAUUGCCACGUUCCUCCUCUCAAGAGAGCGGACCGGCCUACAAAGGCAUGCUACCCAGUCUGCUAGAGCGCACGUUGUCAGCAAAUGUUUCCAACUAUUUUACGCUGCCGCUGCGCACCCAAACCGCCUUUGAUCCCAAUGUGAAGAACUUUCCAAUUGGCAUGCAGGAUACGGUAUUUGGGGAGCAGGUUUGCCUGCAGGGUCAGCUAGGUGGCGUGUUGCUAGCGGAGCCCACAACGAGCCUGAAGACUAUUUUUGAUGCCGGCAUAAAUUUCAGUUCGAUCUUCUCCCAGGAUAAUGAUUUGCUGGAAUUGAAUUCUCGUUUUGUCUUCUGUUUUGCGCCUGGAGCAGUUUGGCAUAGCAACUGCCAGGACUUGAUACCAGGUGGCAAGUAUCCAGGCCGCAUAAGCGCACAGUACUGCAAGACCAUAAAGAUACAGGAUACGAUCAAUAGCAUCGGUGGUAUCAAUGCCAUACUGCCCAUGCUGCAUCGCUUAGUCAAGGAACAGGAUGUGGAUGUGUCCAUUGGAAGUGCGAGCGAUGAAUCGGCGCCAUCACCAACAACCCCUUCGCUAAAGACGCCCACGGCCGAGGAGUUUACGGACUGGGAAAUGCUGUCGUCCAAUAUGUAUACAGAAUGGAAGAUGAUUCAACAUCCCUUGGCCAGUCUGCUCUGCCUGCUGCGUUAUCUGACCCACGAGCAUGAAAACAAUCAGCAACAGCUGCUGAGCAGCGAUUGCCUGGCCAUCAUUGGGACCAUGCUCCAGCGUUGUCCUGCUCAAUUCUUCGAUGUGAAUGCGUUGAUGGCCACGCAUCUGCUAAUGGAGUCGCUGCAAGCACACAAGGCCAUGCCAGCCGGCAAUGCCCAGCUGCUGGAUGCACUGUACGAGCACAUAGUCUUUGAUUUUGCCAUUUGGUCGCGUCUGCAGUUCCAAAUAACACUCGGACAUGCUCAAUAUUUGAGUGCCAUGAUCAAGAAUGAUAGGAAAUACUUUCGACGACGCUAUGGCGUGCAAUUCAUGCUGGAUGUAGUGCGUCAGUAUUACAGCACACCAGACAACAUUUGCAGCGAUGAUGCGCGCACGAUUCGGGCCACGCUGUUCAGCAUUGUUCGCUUCUAUUUGCAGAAGGAUGUGAACAUCAAGGAGGUGAAUGCUAUUAUUGCCUUUCUGGCCUCGGUGCGGCAGGAGCUUGUGCUGGUCGAGCUGCUCGAAAUGCUGACGUUGUAUGUGCGUGGCAAGAACUGCAAGGAUCAGAUGGUGCUACUGCUGCACGAGCCUCAAAGCGCAAAUCUCAUCUACAAUUUCUUUGUGGACAAGGGCUACAGCAGCGAGAUUCAAGAGGCGGCUAUACGAUUCAUUGGCGCCUUGUUGUCGACUUCACGUGUGCAUCAAAAGUACAAACAGGUGUUGCGUCUGUACGAUUCGAACAGCGAGCAGAGCAUGUUUCCAGGUUUCUUUUCCUUCAUAACGCCCAUGUCGCUCAGCUCCACGAUAUUAUUUUAUCUUGUGGACGAGAUGCUGGGUGCCCAACCGGACUAUAGCGGGCUUAUGUUUGUCGUCUAUCAUGUCAGCAGCUGUGAUCUACAGGUGAAGCUGGAAAUUGCGAAGCGUCUGCUGCAAACGACGUUUGUUAAACAGCAAUCGACGUUGGCGAUUGCUAAGCAAACCGGUUGGCAGGAGUCCAUUGCUCGGCUGCUCAUUCGAAAGCCCAUCACGAGCAUACCACCAGUUGAGGAACGCCGUCGCAGCUUUGGCAUCAAUAUGGAUGUGUUGCUCGAGGAUAACUCCACUUUCUUGGCACAAGCAGAUCUAAUUACCUUCUCGGAUCAGGAGAUUAACCUGGCGGAACUGCAACAGCAGCAGCAACAGUCGCAGGAGGAGCAGAGUGACAGUGGACUCAUACUCAAUGAGAUACAAGCGAGCGUCUCCGAGGCAGCCACUGUCAUUGAGAGCGAAAUUAAGGAACUCGCUGAAUCUGUUUCCGGCGCUGUCGUUGAGAAUGUGAACAGCGUAUUCUCGGUUAUACGUCAGACCACGCACGAUAUUCAAGACACCUUCGAGUCACUGACACUGGGCAACUCCACAGAAACUGAGAAUACGCCCAGUGUUUCGCUGCAGCGUGAGGAAUCGUUGAGUUCCGAAAGCUCAACACAAUCGCCGCAUGGACCAGCUAAGAAAAGUGAUUCCAUGGAGAGCACUUCAGGCUUUGACUUCAUGGCCGAGGGCGAUGUGGACAGCGAGGAGCAGCUGGUUUAUUUGGUGUCAAAUACGUUAUUCAACGUUUUCUGGCGCGGCAUUGGCAACGAUCAUCCGCAAUGCUGGCAGGAACGCGGUCAAGUGCUCGGCUGCAUUAAUUUGCUGGCAUUAAACAAUGAGCUUAUCACCUCGCAUUUGUCGCUGCGUCUACGCAUCUUGGAAAUGGCAGUGCAAGCUUCACUAUUCGAUCUCUCGGAGCAUGGCAGUCAAACGCACAUCAAUCAGGAGAAUGCCUCAAAUAUUCUGCGUAUGGUCUAUGAGCUGGUGGUGCUUGGCUCCAAUGAGGAUGAGUCCAAGAAGUGCUCCACCAAACUGUUGGAUGGCGUGCUAGCUCUACUCGAUGCUCUGAUGAUCUUCCAGCAGGGCUCCUCCGAUGAUUGGUCAGAUAUGAUACGUCUGUAUCUGGGUCUGUUGCUCAAAUGCUCGCAUCAUCCCAAUCCGGGUAUUGUAGCCAUGGCCACAGCCAAGUUGCAUGCCAUACUUCAAAGUCGCUCCACAGAGGAUCCCGCCGAGCUCUCCUACCUGCUGUACAGCAUCAACAGGGCGCUCGAUAAUGCCAUUGAAGUUGGCAAUCCGGAGGAGUAUUCGUUUUUGAUGCCUGUAAUGAAGGCGCUGCUGGAGAAAUGUCGCUCCGCUUUCAAUUUGGACACGACACUGCCGGACCUGCCAUCAACGUCGUCUGGUCCGGUAUUCUUCAACGACUUUCAAAUGUACAGCACAAGCAAAAAGUGGCGCAACUUUAUGGAACGUAUGGUGAAGCCGCUCUACGAUCGCUAUCAACGCGAGAUCGAGCUGCAUCUGUGGGAGCCAAUCAAUCGCUUCUGGGCCGAGUGCUAUGAGGCCUGCAAGGCGGCCUCGAAGCAGCGGGCCAGCUUUCAGGCGACGAAUCGUCGGGUCUUUCAGCAAAAGAUCUACAUGCCAUGGAAGGUGCGCCAGGUGGAGGAGAUGCAGCGAUUGCAAAAUGCUGCGCUGCAGCACAAAACGAACGACAGUCACAUACGGAAGAAAUGGAAGACCGCCAAGCGUUUCUUGUACGGCCCUAGGGGCCCAUGGUUUACCGGCGAGUUAGGUGAGGAGUUUUGGAAAUUGUCGCCACACGAAAAUGUGGCACGCAUGCGCCUCAAGCUGGAGCCGCAAUUGUAUCCCAAUAAACACGAAAACGCUGCUAAUUUGCGCGAUAAUGCGACCAGUGCCUACGAUACAAAAGAAAUAUCCGAGUUUGAUUCGACUAUCAAAAAUGCAGUGGUACGAGAUUUUCUGGCCGACGACGAAAGCUCCCAGCUAGAGGAGGAGCUGCGUCAGUUAAUUGAUACGCAGUCGCAGCAGGAUACGGCACUGGAGAAGCUGGUUAUAUCGCAGGAUUGUGAGCUGAUCACGCUUAUGACUAAGGUCAAAGGUCGCAUUGAAGUCAAUCAGAGUGUAUUCACGUUUGUAGACAUGAGUCCGCCACUGGAGGACGGCUCCAAGCACGAUUUUCGGUUUUCCAUCAACAAAAUACGCGAAGUUCACCUACGCAAGUAUAACUUGCGCCGCAGCGCCUUGGAGAUCUUUCUGAUAGAUCAGACUAGCUAUUUUCUUAACUUUACAACUAAGACCCGUAACAAGGUCUUUACUAAGAUUGUUGGUUUGCCCUUGCCGAACAUACUUUAUGGCUCUGGACGCUCCCCGCCAGAGCUGCUGCGUGCGUCGGGUCUCACCCAGCGUUGGAUCAAUCGUGAAAUAUCCAAUUUUGAGUACUUGAUGUACUUAAAUACCAUAGCUGGCCGCUCUUACAAUGAUCUCAGUCAAUAUCCCGUAUUCCCCUGGAUUCUGGCUGACUACACCAGCGACGUGUUGGAUUUAACCGAUCCUCGCUCCUUUCGUGACUUGUCCAAGCCCAUUGGAUGCAUCAAUCCCAAAAAUGAAGCAGAGGUGCGCUGCAAAUACGACUCCUUCGAGGAUCCAUCGGGUGCCAUACCUAAAUUUCACUAUGGUACGCACUAUUCCAAUUCGGCGGGCGUGCUGCACUAUCUGCUCCGCGUUGAGCCGUUUACCUCAUUGCACGUGGAACUGCAGAGCGGACGCUUCGACGUGGCUGAUCGACAAUUUCACUCCAUACCGCAAACGUGGAAGCUAUUAAUGGACAAUCCCAAUGAUGUCAAGGAGCUAAUACCCGAGUUCUUUUACUUUCCAGAGUUUCUCAAGAAUAUGAAUAAAUUCGAUUUGGGACACUUACAAAUUACAAAGGAGAAAGUCGACGAUGUCAUUUUGCCUGCUUGGGCCACCACGCCGGAGGAGUUUAUAGCCAUACAUCGACGCGCUUUGGAGUCGGAAUAUGUUAGCCAGCAUUUGCACAACUGGAUCGAUUUGAUCUUUGGUUACAAGCAGAAGGGCGCCAAAGCCGUGGAGGCUCUCAACGUUUUCUACUAUUGCUCCUAUGAAGGCGCCGUGGAUCUCGAUAAAAUAACCAAUCCCAUUGAACGGGAGGCAGUGGAAGGCAUGAUCAACAACUUUGGACAAGUACCGUCGCAGCUGCUGCGUGAACCGCAUCCGCGUCGACUCACACAGGAUGAGACGGCAAUAAAAUUGUUGCGCUCAGAACUGAAGCGCCCCGAUUUUACGCAGUUCCUGGACAAGGUGGUGCAGUACUACUGUGAGCUAUCCACGCCCAAGGAUCCCAUUGUCUACCUAAGUCCGCCGCGAAGUCCGCCACGCUCCUUUCUACAGCUUAGUCCCGAUGUGCUAGUCAGCGUUUCCAAAGGCUGCAUCCUUGGCUGCAAUUCAUGGAUGUCCUUUGACAAAGAGCAAGGAUUUUUAUUGGAAAUCGAUGCAACUACAACAAAUCUGAAAAAUCGCAAACGCGUCUUCGGCCCCUUCCACGCCUCGCAGCCACCGCAUUCGCAGAACUUUGCAGUCAGCACGGAUGGCAAAUUGCUUUAUGCCGGCGGCAUAUGGGACAAUGCGCUGCGUGUCUACAGUCUAAACAAGGGCAAGACCUUGGCUUCUGUCACCCGCCAUCUGGACAUAAUCACCUGCCUGGCGUUGGAUAACUGUGGCUCGUAUCUGGUCACCGGCUCCCGCGAUUGCACUUGCAUUGUGUGGAGCAUACAGGGCAAUCAGCAGAGCGGCGGCCCAGCCAACAACAUUCCAGUGCACGCCUUGACAGGACAAUCCCAUCUGCAGGCCAUCACACAGUUGAACACCCAGAAUAGCUACUCACCAAAGCCACUCACUGUUCUCUAUGGCCAUGACGAUGCGGUGUCCAGCGUGGCCAUCUACACAGAGCUGGAUCUCGUUGUCUCGGGCUCGCUGGACGGCACUGUUAAUGUCUACACCCUGCAGGAGGGCCAAUUUGUGCGCACACUCAAGCCCAUUGGCUGCACCGAGUCCUGUGUGCAAAUCUCCUACGUAACUGUUUCAUAUCAUGGUCACAUCGCCUUCAGUGCUUUGGACGACACUUCGCAUUCGGUGCACGUGUAUAGCAUCAAUGGAGCCAGCCUGGGCUCCAAGUACGUCUCAGGACGUGUCACAGGAUUGGCCAGCGCCUCGGACUAUCUGGUGGUGGCCGAUGAUGCCGGCGACAUAACCAUGAGUCGCCUGCACGGGCUGAAGCCCGUCUUUGACAUUCCGCUGCAUGUGCCCAUCCAGACGGUAGUCGUGACACCCGGCAAUACGCAUAUCCUAGCGCCUUUACGUGACGGCCGCUUGGCCGUGGUGGCCGUGCAACUGCCUCUAGCUGGCAGCAAAAAGCAUUCCGUGCUCAAUGUCUAAACGCUCUCGACUUUAGACUCUCCAUAUCGCAAUAGUCCUUUAGAUUACUUUUUAUCGCUUGACUUCUUGUGUCUUUUUGCCCAUUUUGUUCUACAUUUAUUUCUUAAAGAUAUAUAUUUAUUUUUCGUGUCGUUACGUGCCAAAAGAAAGAAAAAAACAAAGUUUAUAUUGGCCAAAAAGCAGGCCAACAAAUUUUGCUAGUUGGGCUCGCCUCAAAUAUUUUCCAGGUAGAUAAAUGUAUCUCUCGGAUACACAAAUUCCAUUAGCUGUAAUGAAAGCACUCGUUUCAUACGGUUCGUCAGACUUUAGCAUAUUCUGCACUUAUUCACUCUGAUCUAUCGGGUGAUUCCCCCUGAUGCAAACUAAUACCCAGCAAAAGCAUUUCUUUCUUGUGGCUUAGCAGCAGCUGGCAUACCCUGCCAACUCACUUGAAGUAGCUUUGUGCACAGUGAAAUGUAUCUAUCAGAUACUGGCAUAGAUGACGGCUAGCUAUACCCUGUAGUUGGGCUGUCUGCAGUGUUGGGCAUAGUCUAGCAUACCCCAGCACUUGUUCACUAGACUUUCCUGUGCGCUCUGUGAAUUCCCUCGAAGUAUCUCAGCUUAUAUCUAGGCAGUCUAAAGUGUAUCUAUCAGAUGCCCGAGGGCCAUUAGCGUUAAACGCAAUUCCCUGUAAAUCCAGCCUCAGCUAGGUGGCCCAUCCAUCUUUAUUGUAUCCAAUCCCCGCUAUCUAUCAUGCCCAUCUCUACCUCUCUCCCUCAGUCGCCCUGUUGCUCCGUCUCUUUUGCGAGCAAUUAUUCACUUGUCUUUCGUGCCGGAUCGCUUUGCAGCGCGGUGCUUUGCGCGCGCCUUCCAAUUAGCUUGACAAAUUCGUAUAAAUCAUUUAUCAUUAGGCUGACGUUUGUUGUAUUUCUUUUUUAUUUUUCUUAUUUUCUUACUUUAUAUAUUUAUAUAAAUUAGCACAUCGUGCCGUCAUUCAAGCGACAAAAACUGGUUGCCGGCAAGUGGACCGGUCCGCGUGUCCCUCCCUGAUCGCUGUAUCUUUCUCUCUCUCUCAUUCUCUCUCUCGCUCUUUGCCCCACGCAACCCGCUGCCAUUUCCGUUUGCACUGAGUCACGCGCGACUUUCAAAUCGCCAUCAAAAUCUGCCCGGCAACAGCGCGACGCGAGGUGGCGUUCAGUUUUUUGGCCACACUCGAAAACUCGGGCCAACUUUCGUUGCCAGCGCGAAACACAAAUGAAACAAAAAAAACUGUAUCUGUAUCUGUAUCUGCCACUGCAACUGCAACUGCAGCAACAUCGGCAUCAGCAUCUGCAUCUGCAUCUGCAUCUGUAUCUCGAGUGAAUGCAUUUCCAAUUGACAAGUAUUAUAUAUCCUAAAAUUAGAGUCCGUCCACGAAUUUAAAGUUUUCGCAUCGAAAUUCCAUUCGCUUUUGUUUCUCUCUUUUCUUUCGGCUGCCAUCCACGCCAAAAGGCCUGGUACAGCCCCCGACCUACCCUAGGACAACCUUUUCCAAUGACAAGUGACAAUAUAUAGUAGACGAUCGUUUGAUAGGUUUUUCUGUUUGUUUCUUGUUGCUCAACUCGUUACAAGCGCACAAUAUCAGCACGUAAUAUACAUAUAUAUAUAUAAUAUGCUAGAGAUUAUCACAACAGCAGCUCCUAACUAUGCGUAACUCUGGACUUGCAGUGCGAUCGAUACGCAACAUAAGUCAACUAUGCAAUUAUUUACUUAAACACUUAGCUCCAGUAGCGAACACUAUCAUCUUGUUAACUCUCAAUACUUAUAACAGGGCUGUCAAGAGGAUUUCGAAUACGUUUGAGCAAAAAAAAGUUACGAAAUUUAGAUUUUGGAAAGUUCAAUCUCGCUGAACUCGUGGAAGCUUAGCUCUUCUUGGCGCAUGUCAAUUGAUUACAACUGAUUCAGAAGACUGCGAAAAGUCACAAAUGCCACAAAUCCGAAAAGAUAUAGUUUUCAAAGAGUCGGAGCUAGAACAAACUGAUUUCGGUUUCGAUUCAAAUUUUAACCAAAAAUGUGAUAUUCGAGUUUUUCUAAAAUCAGACUAAACUUAGCUGAGCUAUACAAGCUCUACAGACUCUUCAGCCGCUAAUUUUCGAGUCUUUUCUGGCAUUCCCGUUUCGAACCGGUACGUUUUUAACCGCUUCGCAGCCCUGACUUACAUAUACGUAAAUGUGUUUGCUCGUUAUUUGUUACUAAGAGAAAAAAGAAAGCAAAAAAAAAGAGUUCUUCGACCUUCCCUAGCUGUAGAUAAUGUAACACUGUAUAGAUUGUAUUGAAUAAACUGUGUCAAUAAAAUGUUGAAAACCAAUACCA
This is a messenger RNA of Drosophila hydei, 10704 nucleotides long. Its product is annotated as neurobeachin-like protein 1. Gene Ontology annotation, cellular component: membrane; cytosol. Gene Ontology annotation, molecular function: protein kinase binding. The transcript is spliced from 29 exons. The coding region runs from base 94 to 8373 and encodes 2759 amino acids. Lineage: Eukaryota; Metazoa; Arthropoda; Insecta; Diptera; Drosophilidae. The record is from RefSeq and is a predicted model, not a curated record. Gene Ontology annotation, biological process: intracellular protein localization.